Molecule: messenger RNA, 2031 nt
Organism: Carassius carassius (crucian carp)
Lineage: Eukaryota; Metazoa; Chordata; Actinopteri; Cypriniformes; Cyprinidae
Product: myelin-associated glycoprotein-like
Exons: 13
Coding region: 1-2031 (676 amino acids)
Source: RefSeq, a predicted model, not a curated record
AUGGCUGAGCACGGGACCUUUGCUGCUAGCUGCGUUAGCAUUAGCAUGUCGGCUGCGCUUCCUAAGUACUGGGUACUCUUAAUGCAUGUGGUUUCUAGUGCUGGUUGGGGUGUGAGUUACAGUCAUUCACACAUCUGUGCACUAAAGAACUCAUCAGUGAUAAUGAGCUGCACAUACACAUACCCUACUGGAUAUAAGAUUGAGAAAGUGUUCUGGACAAAUAGCUAUUCAUCUCCAGACCCUCCUGAUCUCUUCAUAGACCCUGAAUACAGUCAGAGGCUUCAGUAUCUGGGAGACAAACAGCAGAACUGCACCAUUAGAAUGAGUCAUGUGACACAGAAGGACCAAAACAUGUACUAUUUCAGGUUCAUCUCAAAUAAAUCUGAUGGAAAAUGGACUGGUUAUCCAGGAGUGAUUCUUAAUGUCACAGAUCUUCAGGUGGAGGCUCCCGAGAGAGUGACAGAGGGCCAUAAUGUCAAUCUGACAUGUAAAAGCAGCUGCACUCUGGCUGACAGAGCAACAUUCAUCUGGUACAGAAACUCCCAGCCAUUAACUGAGAGAAGAGACAGAAACAAUCAACUCCUGCUGCAGUCAGUCAGAAGAGAGGAUGCAGGCAGAUACAGCUGUGCUCUGCAUGGACACAGUUACAUCUCUCCUGCUGCUCAGCUCAGUGUCACCUAUCCUCCAGAGAAUCCUGUGAUCUUCAUCAGCCCAUCUGUAAUAGUGGAGGGAGAUUCAGUGACUCUGAGCUGCAGCAGUGAUUCAAACCCUCCUGCAGGAAUCAGCUGGUUUAAAGGAGGAACGUUUGUAGGAUCUGGAAGAAUCUACAACAUCUCAAAUAUCAGCUCUGAGCACAGUGAAGAAUACAAGUGCAAAUCCAUCAAUGAACAUGGAGAGAAAGACUCUGCUGCUGUAGCUUUAAACGUCAAGUACUCUCCCAGGAACGUCUCAGUGUCUAUAACUGGAUCUGGUCUAAUAGUGGAGGGAGAUUCAGUGACUCUGAGCUGCAGCAGUGAUUCAAACCCUCCUGCAGAAAUCAGCUGGUUUAAAGAGAAUCAAAGCUCAGCUGUUGGAUCUGGACAGAGUUUCAGUGCACUACAGACUGGACGCUUCUACUGUGAGGCUCACAAUCAACAUGGAUCUCAGAGAUCAGACGCUGUUACUGUCACUGUUGAAGGACGUCCAGUGAUUUUGUACAUAUCUGCUGGAGUGGUUUGUGGAGCUGCAGUUAUCAUAACAAUAUUGCUGAUUUGGUGGAUGAAAAAGAGAAAUAAAACUCAGGUGAAUCAUUCCGGACCUCAUCAUGACCGGCACAACUCUUGCAAUGAUGAAUUGAAUGAACCUGUAUAUGGAAAUGAAAUGGUAGGUGAUUUAGCUGAGGUUUUCCUACAAAAGACUAAAUUCUCUUCACCUGUAGCCAAAGGAAAUAAAACACUCUUCUAUGUCAUUGUGAAAAUACCAAAUGCUGUUGAACAUGGCUCUGGUGUUUGUAAACCUGAACUGAACUGUCCAGUGUAUGAAAAUAUUCCAGCUCAGUUUCUUGGGUUUGUCAUCACUCCUGGCCACGUGGAAAUGGACCCUAAGAAGGUUGAAACUGUCCUCAACUGGCCUAUUCUUGCCACAGUUAUGGAGGUUCAAUGUUUCAAUGGCUUCGUGAACUUCUAUAGGAGAUUCAUUAUGAACUUCAGCUCUGUGGUGGCCCCCUUGACUGCACUGACCAAGGGAGGAGCUUCGAGGAACUCAAACACCACUUCACUUCCUCUCCCAUUCUCUCUAUCCCCGACCCAGAAAGACCUCGCGAGGCCUCAGAGACCCGGCACCAAGAAUGUCAAGUCGGAUGCCCUUUCCCGAACCUACUUUCCCGAGAGAAGCCUUUGGCAUCGAUUAUUAAGAGGUCUAGAAAUUGUUGCACCCCUUGAGUGGGAACUGGAAAAAGUAGUACAAGAGGCUCAAGCCCAAGUGACAGACCCAAGAGGUGGUCCCCCGGGUCCCUCAAUCUGCCAGGGCCCGGGUUUUGCAGUGGGGUCAUAA